Cladocopium goreaui is the source of this 2254-nucleotide messenger RNA. The record is from the annotation of a GenBank genome assembly. NCBI's taxonomy places the organism in Eukaryota, Dinophyceae, Suessiales, Symbiodiniaceae.
GUGGGAGGGUUCAGACAGUUGCCCCGCCUUGAAAGAUUGGCCAGGGGAUUAGGUGAGGAAUCCAGCCAUGUCGAGGGCUUUGCUGUUGCAGAUUCUCGUGGUGAAGGGUCCUCUGGAGCCGGUGGAAGUGUUCCCGAUGGAAUCCCCAGCCUGGAGCCCGAUGGAGCUCCUGUGGUGCCUGGAAGUGGUCUCAACUUGUUUGGGGACUACGUUGGUGACUGGCUACAGGAACCUCAUGACACAGUCGAAGAUAGCCAUUCCCCCUAUGUCCCUGUGACCCUUGAAAUGCCAGAAGCAGAGAUAGUGGACGACGCUGAGGAGGACGUGCGUGUGUUUGAGGGCCGUGAAGCCCAAGCCUUUCAGCGAGCUGUUUUCGAGCAAGGCAUGUCCCGGAGGCCCCUGGCUUGUUGGUUGGCCAUACUCGAAGGGUGCAGCUUCUCUGGGCAAGUGGGCGGCUAUGUGCUGAGCAAGUUGACGGAGAAGGAUCGUAGCGGUGCUCUGAUUUGCACCAGGGACGCUUGUGGAAUCAGAUCACCCAACACGGUGAUGAAGCGUGGGCGUGAUCUUCAAGCCUACAUCAAAUGGACCGCAGAGCGCAGUGUGCAUUGGUGGCCGCUGCAAGAAGCCACAAUCCGGCAGUGGAGGAAGCAAGUUCGUGGGCAAGAAGCCCACGGAGCAGGCUCGAGCAUUGGCUGUCGACGAGGUCAAACUCUUGGAGUCGCGGCGGCCCUGCGAGAAGAACAUCCUGGACUCCAGGUCCUGGACAAGAACUUCCUGGGGUGCUUGCUCCUGGCUCUGUACUCGAGGGCGCGUUGGGGUGACCUGAGUUGCAUGCAAGCUGUGCAGUUCGACAUCAUAGAUGCCCCUUCGGGUCCUUUCGGGUUCAUCGAAGCCGAAGCCAAGACGAGGAUCCACAAGACGUCCAACACGGAAGAGAGGAAAGCCAUGUACAUGCCCUAUGUGGCGCCCGUCGUUGGCCUUGGAGAGGCGCCCUGGGGAAUCGCUUGGCAGGAUGUCUUGUGGGAGCUUGGCUUGCUAGACCAAGGGGAACCCUUUGGUCCCAUCUGUCGAACACCUUCAGCUGAUGGUAACUUCACCAAAAGCGCGUUGACCAGUGAAGAGGCUCAGGUCCAUGCUAGGGCACCAUGCUUUGAAAGAGAAGAGAAUUCCAUGGCGUGCUAUUCCCGGGACUUCCUCUCCAAGCCGCUGCGAGAGCUUUGCGGUUUGCUUCUGAACAUCAAGGUGGGCAGUCCAUCCCUUGUAGCUUCGGAUGAGGUCACUGGUCAAGACUUUGACCCAAAUUUCAAGGAGAAAGAGCUUGAGAUGGAGGACGGUGGAGGAGCCAACCAAAAUGAAUGGCACGGCUUUGCCGACCCGAGCUCUGUGGAUGGGGAAGCAUUCGUUAUGAGUGCUUCGUCGGAUGAGCCAGCAGGGCGCUGUCGACUUGGGACUGCCCAAGGCUCCAGCCGGUGUCGCUUUGCGGGUUGCACGGCAAUGGCUUCACGUCAAGCUGACUUCAACUGCUCCCUCAGCUCAGAGCUGGACACCAUGGAGGCCAUGACUCGCAGAUCAUUGGCUUCUGAUGCGGCAGGCCUGAUCUAUGAGUAUGAGACCUUCCAGAAGUGGGUUCAAAGCCUGUUCCAACUACUUCGUCAAGCUUGUCCUCCUGGAUUCAAAGCGCCUGGGGUGAGCCAGUUGUUGAGGGCAGACCGACGAGCCUUCGUGAGGAUGCAGGAGCUGACCCGUGAAGGGAUCAAGCCUAGGCCGCCCCUGCACCCUGUAGCAACUGGCAGAAAGGAAGCGGGAAUGAAUCCAGCUCCUGGAAGGCAGGGGCAGGCGAAAGCUGCGAGAAGGGGCGCCAUGUCUGCGCGACCAAAGGGUGUCAUGAGAAGCACCCCCACUGCUCCUGCCCAAAGAAGUGACAAGGUCGGGGGGAAAGAGAACCCCUCCAAAAGCCGGCUGCCGACAGCCAACCAAUUCAGAUGCAAGUUGAGGGCCAUGAUGAAGCUCAUGGCAGCAACCCACUUUCUGCUCCACACCGCCUUCCGGCGAAUUGGGGAGGUGCACAACGAUCCUGGCGCCAUUGCCCAUGGCAGUGAGCCAGGGAAACCAUUGCCUGUCUUCACAGACGGUUUGAACGCUGAGGAGAAGGCAAUUCCUUUUGGCAUAGGCAUAGAGUUUUGCUCAGGCACCGCAGGGCUCACGGCUCAACUGGGCCGUCUGGGCAUGAAGAAUUUGGUGUGGACCAUGUGGU